GCAAUAUUUGAUGAAUCUGCAAAAAAGGAUGAGGAAGUGUUUCGCAUGGCAGUUUCAGACCUCAACCAGAAUGAUGAAAUCUUACAGACAGAGAAAAUCACAAUUUCUGUGAAUUUUGUGGAUGGCAACAAUCCAUUCCAGGCAGUUCAAGAAGCCUGUGACCUUAUGAACCAUGGCAUCCUGGCUCUUGUCAGUUCCAUUGGCUGUACCUCAGCAGGAUCCCUCCAGUCCUUGGCAGAUGCUAUGCACAUUCCUCACCUCUUCAUCCAGCGGUCAACAGCUGGGACUCCAAGGAGUGGAUGUGGGACCACAAGGAGCAACAGAAAUGAUGACUACACACUCUUUGUCCGCCCGCCUGUCUACAUCAAUGAUGUCAUCCUGAGAGUGGUCACAGAAUAUGCCUGGCAGAAAUUCAUCAUUUUCUAUGACAGCGAGUAUGAUAUCCGUGGAAUACAAGAGUUUUUGGACAAAGUAUCUCAGCAGGGAAUGGAUGUAGCACUGCAGAAAGUAGAGAACAACAUCAAUAAAAUGAUCACAGGCCUCUUUGCCACCAUGCGGAUUGAAGAACUGAACCGCUACCGGGAUACUCUGAGAAGGGCCAUUCUGGUCAUGAACCCAUCAACGGCCAAGUCCUUCAUUGCUGAGGUCGUGGAAGCCAAUUUGGUUGCUUUUGACUGUCACUGGAUCAUUAUAAAUGAGGAGAUCAAUGAUGCGGAUGUGCAGGAGCUGGUGAGAAAGUCAAUUGGAAGGUUAACCAUAAUUCGCCAGAGCUUUCCUGUGCCUCAGAACAUCAGCCAGCGCUGUUUCCGUGGGAAUCACCGCAUAUCUUCCUCACUUUGUGAUCCAAAAGAUCCUUUCUCUCAAAAUAUGGAGAUUACCAACCUCUACAUCUACGAUACUGUCCUUCUGCUAGCAAAUGCUUUUCAUAAGAAGCUGGAGGACCGAAAGUGGCACAGCAUGGCUAGUCUGACAUGCAUCAGAAAGAACUCAAAGCCCUGGCAAGGAGGGAGAUCCAUGCUGGAUACAAUCAAAAAGGGUGGAGUGAAUGGCCUGACUGGAGAACUAGAGUUUGCAGAAAAUGGUGGGAAUCCAAAUGUUCUUUUUGAAAUCCUGGGGACCAACUAUGGUGAAGAAUUGAGCAGAGGUAUCCGCAAGCUGGGCUGCUGGAAUCCUGUCACUGGUCUUAAUGGAUCCUUAACAGACCGAAGGCUGGAGAAUAACAUGCGUGGAGUGGUUCUUCGUGUAGUGACAGUGCUGGAGGAACCAUUUGUGAUGGUGUCAGAAAAUGUUUUGGGGAAGCCAAAGAAAUACCAAGGGUUUUCGAUAGAUGUGCUGGAAUCUUUAUCCACCUACCUUGGCUUCACAUAUGAAAUUUAUGUUGCACCAGAUCACAAGUAUGGACGCCCCCAGGAAAAUGGAUCUUGGAAUGGACUGAUAGGAGAACUGGUAUUUAAGAGAGCUGAUAUAGGUAUUUCAGCAUUAACCAUCACACCAGACCGAGAAAAUGUGGUUGAUUUUACCACCCGUUACAUGGACUACUCAGUGGGUGUACUGCUCCAGAAGGCUGAAAAGACAAUGGAUAUGUUUGCCUGCUUGGCUCCAUUUGAUCUCUCCCUAUGGGCCUGUAUAGCUGGCACAGUGCUAUUAGUAGGACUUUUAGUUUACCUCCUCAAUUGGCUCAAUCCACCUCGUCUGCAAAUGGGAUCAAUGACUUCAACAACUCUCUAUAACUCCAUGUGGUUUGUCUAUGGCUCCUUUGUGCAACAAGGAGGAGAGGUUCCCUAUACAACCCUGGCAACUCGAAUGAUGAUGGGUGCCUGGUGGCUCUUCGCUUUGAUUGUCAUCUCAUCCUACACAGCAAAUCUAGCAGCUUUUCUGACUAUCACUCGAAUUGAAAACUCCAUCCAGUCUCUUCAGGACCUCUCCAGGCAGACUGAUAUUCCUUAUGGCACUGUUUUGGACUCUGCAGUAUAUGAACAUGUUCGAGUGAAAGGGAUGAAUCCUUUUGAGAAGAACAACAUGUAUUCCAAACUCUGGCAGAUGAUUAAUCGAAGUAACGGGUCUGAAAAUAAUGUGCAGGAAUCCCAGGCAGGCAUUCAAAAGGUCAAAUAUGGAAAUUAUGCCUUUGUGUGGGAUGCAGCAGUUUUGGAAUAUGUUGCUCUGAAUGACCCAGAUUGUUCCUUCUACACUGUUGGAAAUACUAUUGCAGAUCGAGGUUAUGGAAUUGCUCUUCAACAUGGAAGCCCUUACAGAGAUGUAUUUUCACAAAGGAUUCUAGAGCUUCAGCAGAAUGGGCAUAUGGAUCUUCUAAAACAUAAGUGGUGGCCAAGAAAUGGCCAGUGUGACCUAUACUCCUCUGUGGAUCCAAAAUAUAAAGGAGGAGCUUUGGACAUAAAGAGCUUUGCAGGUGUAUUUUGCAUACUGGCUGCUGGGAUUGUUCUCUCCUGUUUAAUUGCAAUGUUGGAAACAUGGUGGAAUAAAAGAAAAGGCUCACGGGUUCCUUCAAAAGAGGAUGACAAAGAAAUUGAUCUGGAGCAUCUCCAUAGACGUGUGAACAGCCUCUGCACAGAUGAUGAGAGCCCCCAUAAACAAUUUUCCACCUCAUCCAUUGACUUGACUCCCUUGGACAUUGACACCUUGCCCACGCGUCAAGCACUGGAGCAAAUCAGUGACUUCAGGAACACUCAUAUCACUACUACAACCUUCAUACCAGAACAGAUCCAGACUCUUAGCCGCACACUUUCAGCAAAAGCUGCUUCUGGAUUCUCUUUUGGCAGUGUGCCAGAACACCGAACUGGCCCUUUUAGGCACAGGGCUCCAAAUGGGGGCUUUUUCAGAAGUCCCAUCAAAACAAUGUCUUCAAUUCCAUAUCAACCAACUCCAACCUUAGGGCUCAACAUUGGUAACGACCCAGACCGAGGCACCUCCAUAUAAAGCUUCAGACAUUGUUUUGUCACUGUUUCCUUCUAGGACUCCCUUUGCAAGGAGCAGCUAUGAUAUUGUGGGACUAACAUGGAUGUAACUUUUUUAAAAGAAAUCAGGAGUAUUAGUAACAACUCACUAUCCUUCCUCUUCCCCUCCUCUUUUUCACUUUCUCUCUUCUACUACUUGAGGCCAUGAUUUUUCAGACCGUAUUCCCUACAGUAGAGUAGCUCCGCUGGCUAAACAAGUGAGACUCCAGAAUAAGGGCUCUCUAGAAUGUGUUAUGGCCCCAACUCUACAACCACCAAACCAAUUCAUUAUAGUCAGUGGGAUUACUCUGAAGUAGAUGCAACAUGAGCCACUGUUGCAAAACUAUCAUGCCACCCUCCUAGUAUUCCAUUAGUAUACAUUUCAUAAACUUGAAAUAUAGGAAAUAGACACUGAGUCUGUAUCAAAGAUAUUGGUUACUUCACUGAAGAAACUUUGAAUUGUUUCUCCUUUGUUCUGAUAUAAUUGCAAUAACUUCAGUCUUUUCUCUAUGUUCUGCUGCAUCCAUACUGUCUUUCACGGCUAUUGUGUGUCCUUUUAACUGUGGACCAAAGGCAAACCUUGCAAUUUUUACAGGAAAAAUAAUGAGAGAAAGGGGAAAGAGAAGGGAGAGACCAUUCAGGCCACCUAAUAAGAGAAUGCAAUUUUGUAGGAUUUCAAGAAGCCAUUGCUAAGCCAGUAAAAACUACAGUUAGAUCUCCUUUUUGCACUGCAACAGUGCAUAUGACAUUUAUGUGAUUGUACAGUGUUUAAAAAGGUUUUUUAUGUACAGUAAACUGUAUCAUACAGCAGAAUCUUCUUUAAAUAAAUUAGUAUCUCAUACAUAUAUACAUAUACAUAUAUAUACAUUUUGGUAUAUGUAUAUAUAUACACAUGUAUAUAUCUAUAAAACAGUAGCCAGUGCUACUACAAUUUGUCUAAUAAGGCUUUAGUCAAAAUGUGUUGUAUACUGGAAAGAUGUAUAGGGCAGGGGGUCUUUUCAGCAAGAAAAGGCAGGGUGCUUUGAUGUAAUUCUGAUUUGCAUUGUUUGAUAAAGCAUUUUAUACUUUUUUGUUUAAAAUUAGAACAUCCAGGGCAAUGUAAUGUUUGUUCCUAGAUGUGUAACUCAUUUGUUUAGGUUUUCGCAUUGGCUACUGAGCAAUGUGCAAGGCUUAACGUUAACCAUUUACUUCUGAAUUAAUUUGACAAAAUGGAAAGAGAUGAAAACCAUAUCCAGAAGGUGUUGAUUUUCAGCUCUCAAGGGAGCUUGAAAAACAGAUCAUGGAAGGUUAAUAAAUCCUCUUUGAAAUCAAUGCCAUCAAUCAUUGCAGAUGUGGUGUGAGUUGGGAAAGGGAGUCUGUUGAGAAAUAUUGGUGUGGCCUUAAUUGCAAUCCUAUAUUACUCCACGAAGUGAAAGGAGAGAGAAUGAGCUCUUGUUUAAAUCUUUAUUACAUAUUCAAUUAUAGAUGUAUUUUUGAUGUGAGUGCCAAUUGUAUAGACUGAUAAACCGAUGACAGCAAAAAUAGUGCCUCCUCUGGCUGGGUGGCAUUUUUGAAGCUAACACUCUCUUACCUGUUUAGAACUGUAAGCUUUCAGUUGUAAUCCUUAAAAACUAAAAUGCAAUUUAAGUAGAAAGCAAGCCAACUGAUCCUGUGUUUUCUUUUUCUUUUCUUUUUUAAAAUAAUUAUUUUAACCUAACUCAACUAUGUGGCUAGGACUUGAUUAUAGGAACCAACUUAGGUGAUCUGCUUUAGGACAAAUUUCAAGGUAUAUUCUUCAGAUUUAUUCUAUUUUGAUGCUUAAUUCUGUUCUGGGAGAGCAUCUUGUACUGUCACUGUUUUUUGUAUGAAAUCUUCAUAAUAUUGUCUACUGUGUAAGGCAGAACAAUUUUCUUAUCAUGCAAAGGCCAUUUUGUUUCCCAGGGUACAAGUGUUUAAAAGCAUGCACAACUUGUUUCCCCUUGUAACAUUCAUGAGCUCCUAAUCAACUGAUUAAACAAAAAAAAGACAGAAAUUUCUUUACGAUAAGUUAUAGGGUUAUACCAGGUGUUACGGUGAUUUUAGUGGGAAAAAACAAUUAUUUCAAUGUGUUGCCUAUUAUACUGAUAACACAAACACAUUUUGGAGGCCUCAGUUACAAGUGGCAGA
Sceloporus undulatus (fence lizard) is the source of this 5096-nucleotide messenger RNA. RefSeq names its product glutamate ionotropic receptor delta type subunit 2 (gene GRID2). Bases 46 to 2934 code for a protein of 962 amino acids. NCBI's taxonomy places the organism in Eukaryota, Metazoa, Chordata, Lepidosauria, Squamata, Phrynosomatidae. Gene Ontology annotation, biological process: monoatomic ion transport; synaptic transmission, glutamatergic; modulation of chemical synaptic transmission. The record is from RefSeq and is a predicted model, not a curated record. The transcript has 15 exons. Gene Ontology annotation, cellular component: plasma membrane; postsynaptic membrane. Gene Ontology annotation, molecular function: glutamate-gated receptor activity; transmitter-gated monoatomic ion channel activity involved in regulation of postsynaptic membrane potential.